UUAACAGCAAUCUGCUAUGCCAGGGAGUACAGCGAACUCAAGGUUAAUUAGAAAAUGUCUUUCUUAAAACAGCAAUUCUCGUGUGAUCCUUUAGAGAUGAAAAUUGAUAUUCAUAGUCACAUUCUACCUAAGGAAUGGCCUGAUCUAAAAGAGAGAUAUGGUUAUGGUGGAUGGGUUCAACUGGACCACCAUUGCAAGGGGGAGGCAAAAAUGAUGAAGGAGGGAAAGGUUUUCAGAGUUAUCCAAGAGAACUGCUGGAAUCCAGAGGUUCGGAUUAAAGAGAUGAACAAAUCAGGAGUCACUGUACAAGCCCUUUCUACAGUUCCUGUAAUGUUCAACUAUUGGGCUAAACCUGAGGAUACUUUAGAUCUGUGCCAAUUAUUAAAUAAUGACUUAGCUGCUACAGUAAAAAAGUACCCCAAGAGGUUUAUCGGCCUUGGCACAUUACCUAUGCAAGCACCAGACCUGGCUGUGAAGGAAAUGUAUCGCUGUGUGAACGAGCUUGGCUUUCCUGGGGUACAGAUAGGAUCUCAUAUCAACGAAUGGGACCUGAAUGCACCAGAACUGUUUGCUGUCUAUGCUGCAGCUGAAUUAUUAAACUGUUGUCUGUUUGUGCAUCCCUGGGACAUGCAGACAAAUGGAAGGAUGUCCAAGUACUGGCUUCCCUGGCUUGUGGGCAUGCCAGGGGAAACAACCAUUGCCAUUUGCUCCAUGAUUAUGGGAGGAAUUUUUGAAACUUUUCCUAAACUGAAAGUUUGCUUUGCCCAUGGAGGUGGCGCUUUCCCAUAUACACUAGGGCGUAUUUCCCAUGGAUUCAAUGUGCGCCCUGAUUUGUGUGCAGUGGAUAAUAAAGUUGAUCCAAAGAAAUACCUUGGUUCAUUUUACACGGAUUCACUUGUCCAUGAUCCUCGGGCCCUAAAGCUGCUAAUCGAUGUAAUAGGAGAGGACAAAGUUCUUUUGGGAACAGAUUACCCUUUUCCACUAGGGGAACUAGAACCUGGAAAACUGAUUGAUUCUAUGGAAGAGUUUGAUAAUGGACUAAAGGAUAAACUCAAAGCUGGCAAUGCUCUGGCAUUUUUGGGUCUUGACAGAAAACAAUUUGAAUAACUUUAACAGAGACCAAAUUUGUAUCCUUUUGUAUAUUUGUGUACAUGCCUACAUAUGUGUAUUUCUACCAUUUCAAUGUCAAAUAAAAUCUACAUAUAAAUGAUAGUAUUUCCUGGUAUCCUCAAAGUAAAAGCAAGGGCACUGGAAAUCCACAUGUGGGAAUUUCUGUGUCUUAAGGAUUUAGGUUGUACCUGCAGAUUUUUGGGAUCCCUGCUUUUCUACAGAGAUUUAAUUUCUUCCAAUUGUGAUGAUGAUAACCUUCUGAAUACAAAUCAAUGCAGUGUUAUCAAUACCAGGUUUCUUGAAAAAAAAAAAUAGCUCAAUGAGAGUUGUGAAUUUCCCCUCUUUAUUUCAGUUGUUAACUAUGAAACCUAAUGAUCAUAAUGUAAAUAUUAAUACAUAAAUAAUACACAGUGUGAUUCAAUGUUCCAUUCACUUAAAAGGAUAUUCUUCAUGAAUAAAGUUGCAUGUUUUAAAUGUGAAAAUA
This is a messenger RNA of Malaclemys terrapin pileata, 1594 nucleotides long. RefSeq names its product aminocarboxymuconate semialdehyde decarboxylase (gene ACMSD). Gene Ontology annotation, biological process: secondary metabolic process. The record is from RefSeq and is a predicted model, not a curated record. Lineage: Eukaryota; Metazoa; Chordata; Testudines; Emydidae. The transcript has 10 exons. Gene Ontology annotation, molecular function: hydrolase activity; carboxy-lyase activity. The coding region runs from base 55 to 1107 and encodes 350 amino acids. Gene Ontology annotation, cellular component: cytoplasm; cytosol.